AUGGCCAGAAACGAAGGAGAUUAUAUGUUGGUUGCUCACAAGCAUAAGAUAAAUUUCAAAAAAACAACCACAAUUCGUGUAUCAACUCCUUUUAUUGAUAGGAUCGAUCCUUUUAAUUUUGUGAGUUUUGAUGAUCUUACAGCCAGAAAUUUUGACACUCGUGUUGCAUUUGAUUUUAUUGGUCAAGUUGUAUCUACUGAACCCAUGAAAGUGAUUAAGCAGAAUGCAAGGGAAACAAGACUAUUGAGUAUUGUUGCAAAAGAUCUGAGUGGUAGGAAAAUGCAAGUUGCAUUGUGGGAUGGUUUUGCAUUGAAGUUGAACAGCUACAUAUCUGAACAUCAAAAUGAAAAUGCUCCUGUGAUCAUCCUCCUACGUAUGGAAAAGCUCAAGACUUGGGGUGGUCAGCCACAAGUCGGUAACUGUUUAUUUGGGUCGAGAUUGCAUAUUAAUGAUUAUAUGCAUCAUAUUUCAGAAUUUAAAAAGGCCAUUGCUGAUAUCGAUUUGAAUGUUGAGUCUUCCAUUAAUACUACACAACUUAACACAGAAACUGUUGUGGCCAAGCCAGAAGAUUAUUACCUCCGUUUUCAAAUCAAAAACAUUGAUGAUAUUCCAGAUUACAAUGAGGAUGGUGAACCAUUUAAUUGUAAUGGUUGCAGAGGAGUUUCUGAUGUAUUCGGCAAGGUAAGGGUCGUAAUACGUGUUCAAGAUGAAACUGAGUCUGCUUCUUUUGUAUUGUUUGACCGUCAUGUUAAAGAUCUUAUUCACCGCGGUAAUCAUUGGUUGAUGGAAAAGAUAUCAAAGGAUCAAGGACGCCAAAAGAUACCCGAUGAGUUCAAUACCAUGCUUAAUAGGAAGUUUGUUUUUAAAGUUCAGAUUUCAAAGUUUAAUAUCGAGAACAAUUAUCACGCCUACACCGUUCAUAAGAUGACUGAUGAUGAACUUGUAGUUGGUGUAGUUUUCAAACAUUCACCUGCAUACGAAGAAAACAAUAUUCAUUCUGAUGGUACUCCUAUCAACAAGUCUAUUAAGGAAAAGAGUGUUUCUGUUGAAGGUGACAAUAUUAAUGUUUUUGAUCUUGAUGCGGUGACUACUUCCCUGAAAUGCCCUAUUGAGAUUGUUAGCACCACUGAAUCGUUUGAAUGGUCUUCCUCAAAAGAUGGUGUUGCUCCACAUACCCUUAAGAUUCCAAAAAUGAAAAAACUAGAAUAA
Lactuca virosa is the source of this 1209-nucleotide messenger RNA. NCBI's taxonomy places the organism in Eukaryota, Viridiplantae, Streptophyta, Magnoliopsida, Asterales, Asteraceae. The record is from the annotation of a GenBank genome assembly.